Messenger RNA from Closterium sp. Yama58-4, 1263 nucleotides. The record is from the annotation of a GenBank genome assembly. Lineage: Eukaryota; Viridiplantae; Streptophyta; Zygnematophyceae; Desmidiales; Closteriaceae.
AUGGCGGAACAUCUGGCGUCCAUCUUCGGCACGGAGAAGGACAGGGUGAACUGUCCCUUCUACUUCAAGAUCGGCGCGUGCCGCCACGGCGAUCGCUGCUCGCGUCUUCACAACAGGCCGACCAUCAGUCCGACUCUGCUCCUGGCCAACAUGUACCAGCGGCCCGACAUGGCGACGCCAGGCGGCGAGCCGGACAAGACGAUGGAUCCGAAGAAGAUUCAGGAGCACUACGAGGACUUUUACGAGGAUCUGUUCGAGGAGCUCAGCAAGUACGGCGAGAUCAACAGCCUCAACAUCUGCGACAACCUCGCCGACCACAUGGUGGGCAACGUGUACGUCAACUUCCGCGAGGAGGAGCAGGCUGCGACGGCUCUCAGAGCGCUCACCGGCCGAUUCUAUGCAGGGCGGCCCAUUCUGGUGGACUUCUCGCCCGUCACCGACUUCCGCGAGGCCACGUGUCGCCAGUACGAGGAGAACACGUGCAACCGCGGCGGCUACUGCAACUUCAUGCAUUUGAAAAAGAUCAGCAGGGAGCUUCGACGGAAGCUAUUCGGAGACAGGAGGAGGAGCCGCAGUCGCAGCCCCCCUCGCGGCGGCGGCGGCCGCUACGACCGUUACGACGACCGUCGCGGCGGCGGUUACGGCCGCGGGGGCGGCGCGGAACGGCGCGCGAAGAUCGAACAGUGGAACCGCGCGCGGGAGGAGCGCGACAGGCCUCCUGCUGGGGGAGGGGGAGGCGGAGGGUACGAGGGAGGGGAUCGCGGGGGUGGCGCAGACAGGGGUGGGUACCAGGGCGGAGGCGGGGGAGGGUACGAUGGAUACAAUGGCGGGACGGAGCUCCGCCGCGCGACUAUGGUCCGCCAGUUGACGCGCGGGGGGGCUAUGGGCCUCCUCAAGGGGACUACAGGGGCGCGCCAGGGGGGUACGGGGGUUACCAGGAUGGCAGGGACGGAGGAUACGGCGCUGGUGGUGGCGGUGGUGCACCUCCUGUGCUGCCGCCGCAGCAGCAGCAGCAUGAUCGGCGGGAGUAUGAUGGGUAUGGAGCAGGAGGUGGAGGGGACAGGCGCGACUACCCUCCGCAGCAGUACUAAGCCCCUGGUGCACUGCACUGGAACCCUGCUGAGGGUGUGUGCUGUGGCCUAUUGUUGUGCUGGUUUGGGCGUUUCCGUAGCUGCAGGGCAGCAGCGCCUCGGCUCUGAAGUCAGCUUCCAAGGGUCUCAUCUGCAGAGCACGUGGGCGCAGCACCUCAUUCUCUCGUCGUGA